CUCGGUCGUGGGGUCGUCCCAACUGACUUGCAAGUAAUGAAAACAAACUCUGGUCUUUGUGAUAUUUGGGUCGGAUCCAAGACCGAUGAAAGUGAUGAAACAACGAAAUCUGUCUUCUAUAAAGGAAAGGAGUUAACAAAUCUGAAAUUAUGCCGUCUCAUGAUGGACGGUAUACAUACGGCUUCACAACAGAAUGGUAUUGUGGAUGUCGAAUGCACUUUGACCUCUGGUGAAGUUAUACAUUCCUGUUUUGAUAUGAGUCUAAGAGAUGUUAACCAUGCCAUUGGAAGGAAACUACUUUCAAGUGACUUACAGUGGAUUGAUACAGCUGGUAGUGAUGGGGUCUCAACUGGCACUGUGAUUGGUGCAGUCAGUGGACUGAUAUUGUUGCUGGUUGCAGUUGCCAUGUGUGUUGGGAAAAAAAAGAAAGCGUCUGAACCUGUUACAGUCGUGAGUAUAUCCAAGGGUCAAGGGUCGGUCUUCAGAUCCAAAACAGGUAGUGGUGAGAAAGUUACCAUGGAGCAGUUGAAGAACUCCCUCAAAAAAUGUGAAAGCUCCUCAGAAAUAGAGAAUGACAAGGCAGAUGGGCCGACCAGAAAGAGCAAUACCCUAGAUAACCACAAUCUUGAAGUACCAAGGCCAAGCAGUCAAGUCAGUACUUCAAGUCAUGAUAGCACUCAGAUGAAUAAUAAACAAGGAGUUAAGGAGCCCAUUGAAAGAAGGCUCCCCCAGCCACCUCCGAUGACACCACCAGCUGCAGAUGAUGACGAUGAUGAUGAUACCUACGCAUCAGUGGAUAAAGAAGUCACUGGUUACUCAAAAUUAAAAGAUCCAAACUACUCAAAAAUCAAAAAUGCCAGCAAGAAUUCAGAGGACGCAAAAGAUCUUCCUAACUAUGAGAGAAUUAAGUUGGUAGGAGAGGAAGAGGAAGAGGCAGAGGCAGAGGGAGCUAUUGGAGGUGCAGAAGAUGAUACAUUUUACACGGCAAUACCAAAUGACUCUUAUGCUAAGGUAAACAAGGAUCGUACUUCGAAAAUGAAAGCAGAUACGAAGAAACGAGAUUCUUCCACAUCCGAUAGUUUGUACAGUAGUGUUAGUGAUGGUGAUGGUGCUCCUCCACCAGUGCCCCAGAAAGCCCCUGAUUUAGAUAUGGAUUCACCGGGGACCUCGCGCAGAGGAGACAGAACGGCAUCACAGUCAAGUACAGGAUCUGCUAGUGCCACAUCAAGAAUGUUACCACAGCAACCGUUACCCAUGGUGACAUCUUCGUCACAGUCCGCUAGUUCUCAGGAAGAACCAAAUUACACGCAGGUUAGUGUGAGGGAAAGUAUUGAAAGCAUCAAAGAAAGGGAAGGAAAAAAAACAACCCAUCCUUAUACAGCAGUGACAGAAGAACCCAAUUACUAUUCAGUGGUGAAUUCUGUGCAGCCACCUAGUCCUACAAGUCCCCCACCACUGCCAUCAGAUAACACCAGGCCAACGAGUUCAGUGCAAGAGGAGGAUAUUAGUGUUUCGGUGAAAACGAGAGGUGUAGAAGCAAGGACCAGGGUCAAUAGUGCAUUGUAUGAGAAAAUAUCUGGUGAAAUAGAUGAUGAGCCGCAAGAAACUAGUGCCCCUAUACCAGAAUAUGCAUCAGUUAACAAGUCAAAGAAAUCCAAGGGACCCACAGAUGUUAGCGCACUUUACUCAAAGGUGAAUAAGUCACGCAAGAAAAUAGACGCAGCGCCAAACCGAGAGAAUCAGAGAUCAAGUUCAAGGAUAUCGAAGUCAAGCGAUGAUGGAGACGUUGAUUAUUCACGGAUCAAAGACAAUACUGAUGCCACUGAUCCCGGCUACCAGGCUAUUGAUGAACUGAAUGCCGAUCUCGCCGCUGAGGAGAAGUUGAAAGCUGAUGAUAUGGUGCACAUCAGCCAGCAUAAAGUAGAUGAAGGAUUUUGGCAGAAGAAAGACCACACUUACCAGACUAUACACGGACAAGAAGAGGACGAAGAAGAAGAGAAACAAGACAAACUGUGGAAUACUCCAGACUAGACGGAUCGCCCCCAUUCAGAUCUAUACUGUAUUUUGUCUAUCAGAAACCCAACUCCAUGAACCAAAAAUCAAAUUUAUACUAUACUGGAUCAUUAAAAUAUGAAUUAUUUGGACUGUAGACAUACCUCUGUCAUUUACGUAAAUGAACUAGACAAUAAAAUAAAGACGAU
This is a messenger RNA of Saccoglossus kowalevskii, 2201 nucleotides long. RefSeq lists its product as uncharacterized. Lineage: Eukaryota; Metazoa; Hemichordata; Enteropneusta; Harrimaniidae. The record is from RefSeq and is a predicted model, not a curated record.